AUGUCCAGAACUCCAUUGCACGUGGAUAGUUACGAGGGAAAUGGUAAGCAAAAAAAAACAAAGACAAACACAGCGUUCUCGCCAUUUUUGCAAUUGAAAUCCAAAUCUUGGCAUGACGGCGCCAACCGCGACGCGUGUGAUUUCUAUUAUCGCGGCCCUAAUAUUUUUUUCAGAGUUGCCACGGGCCGGGCCGGGCCGAAAUUUUCAAAACUCCGGCCCGGUUCAAAAAGCGGGAAUCCAAAUUUUGAACUAUUGAUUAAAUAAAAUGUUUGUUUUUCGUAGAACUAACGAAUUUUGCAAGUAUCGAACAUAAAAAAGAAAUGUCACUGUCUCGGAAUUAGAUUUUCCAUCCAAUGCUGGAGUGAAUCCAAGAGGGACUAGUUGCAGAGAGAAGUUUUCGUCGAUGAAGCUCCCGAAAAUGCUCAAAUAACUUUUUUUUAAAUUUUGAUCCCCGCAAAAAAAAAACGAAAAAAUAGAUUUCCCCCAAAAAUCUGAAUUCGCGCCUUUUUGAGCCGGGCCGGCACUUCUCCGGUCCGUAAUUUGGCAAGUCUGAUUUUUUUAUGGGGUUAUUCAGGCUGUGAAAAAAAAAUGAUUUUUUUCUGUUUUUUUUUCGUUUUUUUUACGUCAAAAAACCCAAUUCAGCGGGUUAAAAAACCAAAAAAAAAACGGAAAACAAACAUACGCUGAAUAGCCCCAUUAACUCUGCAGACACUGUCGGCUCGGAAAUCGCGCGAUUCGUGGUGCUUUACGGAAAAGCGUCGACGCGAAAGCACAAAAUCUGGGAAGGCGACGGUAUUCUCGUGUGUUGCGCCGAUUCGGCCGUCCUAAAAUCGGAGGACGAGCGCGACGUCAUCUGCAGGUAACGGUGGCAAAGCCGCAAAAAAUUGAAAAAAACUCGCAUUUUCAGAUCUUCGGCGCUCAAAAAUCUGGAUCAGCUGGAAGAUGGACGUGUCGUGAACAUCGGCUCGUGGAGCGUGGAGAUUCAGGAGAGAAUUGCCACGAAAAAGCCGGUUUUACAAGCUCCGCUGCGACCUUCUGGAAAUUCGUUCAAUUCUCCCUUCCGAUCGGCAUCGAAAAUUGCCGAAAAAUCCCCGGAAUUUUCGAGUAUUCCAAAAGAAAGCCUUAAAAAUUCUGAAAAUGCGUCUCUAAAACGAGUCCUUCCGCUUCCGAUUUCAACGCCUUCUUCCCAAAUAUUAUCGAUGCCGAAAAGGGCGACCUUUGUGCCGCCCCUCCUCUCCGCCACGUCAUCAUCAGAAGUUCAGGAGAAGCUCGAGCCGUUCGUGCUUAACGAAUCGGACAUUUUGGCACGGAAAACUGCGCACGCAGUUAUUGUCGAUCAACGAUUUGCGCGGCAUUUACGCGACCAUCAGAAGCACGGGAUUCAGUUCAUUUUCGAUCGGUUAAAGGUGCUGUCGUAAACAAUGACAAUUUUGUUGACGAAGAACUGAAUUUUAUGCGUUUUUUUUUGUCGAAAAUCAAGCAAUUUUUUCGGAUUUUCGCAAGCAAACAAACUAUUGCCGUGUUUUUGCUCCACACAUUAGAUUGUUCAGAACGAGACGGGCGGAGCGAUUCUGGCCGACGAUAUGGGGCUCGGAAAGAGUAUUCAGACGAUGGCCGCCACGUGGGCACUUCUCAAAGGUUGGAUUUUCAGGAAACGCGCUCUACUGCACUUUUUCGAACUGUUUACAAUUAUAACUACACUUUUCUUCGCAUUUUGUUGAAGUUUCACUAUUUUCUACAAGAAUGUGAAAAUGUUUGUUUUUACUGACUAAUCAAACAUCGGAAAAGGAGCUAGAGUAAAGUAGUUUUCAGGCGCGAAAUCCGGUGCCAACCUGGCCGCCACGUGUCUCAUCGUGGUUCCCUCGUCGUUGGUGAACAAUUGGAAGGCGGAAUUCGACAAGUGGUGGCGACUGAUGAGAUUCCCCGCAGUGUUGGCCCAAACCGCCCGUGACAUUCACGGAUAUCGGGCGAGCGUCAAGACGAUGCCCUACUUGGUGAUCAGUUACGACAUGGCACAGAGACACGUGGAGAAGCUGAAGGAGUGCCGAUUCGAUGUGAUCGUGUGCGAUGAGGGACACAAGUUGAAGAAUGUGGACGGGAAGUUGAGGAAGGCGGUGAGUUGGACAGGGACCGAACGGGGAACAUUUAAAUGACUGACACAAUCAAACAGUUAAAGCUAAGUAUCUCAGCUGCCUGUUGGGAUAUCAAAAAGUUGACAACUGAUAAAAUAUUCAUGAGAAAAUCCUGUACAUUUUAUCAGUUGACAACUUUUCGAUAUCUCCACCGGCUGAUGAGAUAUAUCGUUUUGAAUGAAUGCUAUUGCAAGUUCGUUUUGCAGUUGGAUUCCCUCGAAAUUCCGCGUCGGUUGAUCCUAACCGGAACUCCGAUGCAAAACGAUUUCGACGAAUUCUACUCGCUGCUCGAUUUUGUGCGUCCGAAUCAGUUUGGAACUCUAGCGCAAUUCCGUAAAAUGUGCUCGGAAGAUCCGGAAGAGCUGAACGAACGCAUCGACGAGUGCAUGUUGAGGAGGACGGCCGCCGAUGUGAACAUGCGACAUUUACCCGAGAAGCGUAAGGGGUUGAUUGGGGACCAAUGCGACACAAUAUCACAAACUCUUCUCAUUUCCAGACGAGUACAUCCUCUUCUGCAAAGCCUCCGCAAUCCAGAAGCAGAUACACUCGGAAAUCUGCGAUUACAUGACCGGCGACCCACUUUCGCUCAUCUUCUUCGCCCGCCAACUCGCCAAUCAUCCAAAGUUGCUCUACGACAACCUGCGCGAGAAACACGAAAAGUCGAACCAGAAGCACUCGGCGCUUCUGCUGGCCUUCGACGGCGCCACAAUGCCACGUGGCGGCGUGAAAGAGUCGGGAAAGCUGACCGCCCUCGUGGACAUGCUCAAAUGCUUCCGAAUGCUCGGCGAGUGCGCCGUCGUCGUCUCCAACUACAUCGAGACGUUGGACAUGAUUGAGCAGCUGUGCAAGUACCUGGAGUUCCACGUGUUCCGUCUCGACGGAAAGACCCAAGUGCAGGAGCGUCAGAAGUCGGUCCGACACUUCAACGAUCAGCACGACGCGUCGAACGUCUUCCUGCUGAGCACAAAAGCCGGCGGCGUCGGCCUGAAUCUCAUCGGCGCGUCGCGCUUGAUCCUCUUCGAUUCGGACUGGAACCCGGCGAACGAUCGGCAGGCGAUGGCGCGGAUUUGGAGGGACGGACAGGUACGCCCGUGCCACAUCUAUCGACUGAUCACGACCGGAACGAUUGAGGAGAAGAUGCUGCAGAGGCAGAUCAAGAAGACCGGACUGGGAUGUGUCAUUGAUGCGAUCGAAGUUGGAGGUAUCGUCGGAUUUUUCGUGUAGAUUUACAGAGCCACCUGAGCAGCUCCGAGCUUUUCUUUAGCCUAACAUAAGAACUCAGGUUUGUGGCCUAAAACUUCAAAUCUAAAGUUUGGGUCUUAAAGCUCGGAGCCCGUAGAUAGAUUUACGGCAUUUUACAAGUUUUUUUUACCAGAUUCCGUGUCCACGUUCACCGACGAAGAGCUCAAAGACAUUUUCACGUUCAUCGGCGACACCGAGUGCAACACGCAUGAUUUGUGCGAAUGUCCGUGUGAUGGAUGCGGAAUGCUCGAGAAUGAAAUGGAAAAUGAGGAGGAAGAGGGAGAAGAAGAAGUGAAGAAAAUAAGUGAUAGUGACGACGAUGAAGAUGUGGACGACGAGCAAAUUGAAGCGGAUCAGACUGUUGAGGAGGGAAAGUUAGAGAGAGAAGAAGAAGAAGAGGAAAAGGAAGAUGAAAUUGUGGAGGAUAGUGCCGAGGAAAAGCAAGAGUCGCCACAGGAUGGUGUAGAGAAAAUCGAUGGAAAAGAGGAAAAUAAGGAAGAGGUAUAUAUAUGCCAAGAUUUUCAAUCUGAUUGAAUUAUCUAGCUAAGUGAACGUAUCAUCAAGAUUCCCUGUACUUUCAGAAAGUUGAGAAACAGCAGAGAAGUGGAUAAACAUCGAAACACGAAACUUUUUCAGCGCACUUCUGCCUCGCUGGCCGAACUCUCCCGAUGGCGUCACUUUUCUCCGCGCUACCCGGACACGUGGCACCACUUAAUGACGACCGCCGGGCUGUCCCAAAUGGAAACCGACGUUCAUCUCACUUUCGCCUUCUAUCAGCAAUCUCAAUAUUGA
Molecule: messenger RNA, 4166 nt
Organism: Caenorhabditis sp. 36 PRJEB53466
Lineage: Eukaryota; Metazoa; Nematoda; Chromadorea; Rhabditida; Rhabditidae
Source: the annotation of a GenBank genome assembly